This is a messenger RNA of Dermatophagoides farinae (American house dust mite), 2206 nucleotides long. RefSeq names its product beta-galactosidase-1-like protein 3. Gene Ontology annotation, biological process: carbohydrate metabolic process. The record is from RefSeq and is a predicted model, not a curated record. Lineage: Eukaryota; Metazoa; Arthropoda; Arachnida; Sarcoptiformes; Pyroglyphidae. Gene Ontology annotation, molecular function: beta-galactosidase activity.
AAUAGAAACAAAAAUCUCAAUAUCAAUUUUUUCGUGUCUUGAUGAUAAAAGUAAAAGUGAAUCAGAAAAAAAAAUCAUUAUAAAUUGUCAAUGCCAAUAGCCACCAUUUAUCUUUUGUUUACACGUCAUUUAGUCUGUUGUUGUUUUUGGUGGAUGUUUUUUUUGCUGAAAAGCCUAAAACUGAACAGUUGUGAAAAAUUAUGAAAAUCGCUUUUUUCGUCAAUUUCUUUUUCAUUUUCAUCAUACAAAAUACUGUUUGUCUAGCUGCUAGCAGUUUGCCCACGUUGUAUGAUUAUUAUACGAAUAAUGGACAAAAAAUUACGGCCGGUCUCGAUGCAAAUGGUCCAGAAUUCACCUUGAAUCAUAAACCAUUUGUCAUAUAUUCAGGAUCUUUUCAUUAUUUCCGUGUCGUACCUGAAUAUUGGCGACAAACAUUGCAGAAAUUUAAAGCAGCCGGUUUGAAUACCGUACAGAUUUAUCUUGCAUGGAAUCGUCAUGAACCACAACCAGGUCAUUUUGAUUUUGAUUCAUAUGGUUUGAAUUUAACGGAAUUUUUACAUGAAAUACGUAAUGCUGAUAUGUUUGCCAUUGUAAGACCUGGUCCAUAUAUCUGUGCUGAAUGGGAUCUUGGUGGUUUUCCAGCUUGGCUUUUGAAAGAUCCUCAUAUGAGUUUACGAACUCCAUAUGAAGGUUAUCUUGAACCAGUACGACGAUAUUAUCGUAAAGUAUUCGAUAUAAUCAAUGAAUUUCAAUUCACAAAAAAUGGUGGCCCUAUUAUUGCAUUACAAGUUGAAAAUGAACUUUUUGGUGAUCCAGAAAAUAUUAUUCACAAAAAUCGAAGUUUAGAAUAUCUGGAUAAACUACAUCAAAUGAUUGUCGAUGAAAAUCAUUUCAAAGAAUUACUAUUUACAUCUGAUCCGGUUUCUGUAGCACGAAGUGUACCGGUUCGAUCGUUGAAAUAUUUAUUGGAAACUGCAAAUCUUAAUCAAAAUGCAUUGGAUUCAUUAACACAGCUGAAAAAUAAUCAAAAAAAUCGACCAAUUUAUGUAUCAGAAUUUUGGCCCGGUUGGUUCGAUCAAUGGGGUGAACAUUCACAUCAUCGUUAUGCACCAUUAUUGUUUGAACAACAAAUCACAGAAAUUCUUUUCCAAGUGAAUGGUUCAGUAAAUUUUUACAUGUUUAUUGGUGGCACAAAUUUUGCCUACUAUAAUGGUGCUCGUGUUACAACAUCAUAUGAUUAUGAUGCUCCAUUAUCGGAAUCGGGAAAUUAUACGGAAAAAUAUUAUAAAACACGUCAAUUAUAUGAUAAAUUAGUGGCAUCUGGAAGACAACCAGCGAUUGCAAUUCCAACGAAUCCACCACCAGUAGUACGGGCUAAAGCAUAUGGUCAUUUAGCCAUGAAAGAAUAUCUUGAUUUCGGACAAAUUAUUGACCAAUUAAAACCGGUCAUCAUGAAACAACCAUUAUUCAUGGAAUUUAUUGAUAAUUCAUCUGGUUUUGGAUUUAUAUUGUAUCGAUUGAAAACAAAACCGAUCCAUACUUUUAAUAUAACUGGACCAAUCAAAGAUCGAGCCAUAAUAAUGAUUGAUGGUAAAAUUUUAACCAAAAUUGAAGAUGGUGCUAAAAAUCUAAAUAUUCAUUUAAAUCAAACGGAAUGGUUCGUUAAUCCGAAUGGUGAAUAUACUGUGGAUAUUUUAGUGGAAAAUCUUGGCCGUGCAAAUUGGGGCACUUCUUUGAUGGACACGGAACGUAAAGGAAUAAAUAGCACAAUAUUAUUUGAUGGCAAUGUUUGCAAUGAAAUUCAUACCUAUACAUUUGAUUUGAAUGAAAAUUUUAUGAAUCAUACAGCACAAUUGAAAUGGAAUCAAUUCCUUCAUGACAAUGAUGAUAAACAAAAACGACAUGGUCCACGAUUAUAUCGAACACGAUUAUCAAUAUCUAAUACAACCGAUACAUUUGUGGAAUUACCAGGAUGGACAUAUGGAAAUGUUUUUGUAAACAAUUUCAAUAUUGGUCGUUUUGAUCAUCGUGGACCACAGAAAACAUUAUACAUUCCUGGUCCAUUAUUACGAACUGGUGAUAAUGUAUUCCAUGUAUUUGAAUUGGAUCCUCGCCAUGAUUCGACACAAAUUGAAUUGAUUGAUUAUCCAAAAUUGGAAUAAAUAAAUAAAUAAUAAAAUUUUAUUAUUUUCUAAAAUAUUUUUCA